This is a messenger RNA of Lolium rigidum, 853 nucleotides long. Its product is annotated as protein C2-DOMAIN ABA-RELATED 7-like. The transcript has 3 exons. NCBI's taxonomy places the organism in Eukaryota, Viridiplantae, Streptophyta, Magnoliopsida, Poales, Poaceae. The coding region runs from base 106 to 612 and encodes 168 amino acids. The record is from RefSeq and is a predicted model, not a curated record.
AGCCAGUUAUUGGUCGCAUCCAUCCACCCUGCCACCUGCCAAUCCUCUCCCCUCGCCCUGCUCCAAGCCAAGAAUUCGUUUGAAAAACCCAGCACCGUCUGCGCCAUGGCGUCAGAGGAUGUGAUCGGGAAGCUCAGCGUCCGCGUGGUGCGGGGACAGAACCUCGUCAUCGCCGACUCGCUCACCAAAACCAGCGACACCUACGUCGUCCUCUCCUACGGCUCCCAGAGAGUGACGACUAGUGUUCAGAAGAAGAAUUCCAAUCCUCUAUGGAAUGAAGUACUGCUGCUCCCUGUAACAUAUCCUACAAAGCCAGUGAAACUUGAGGUUUUUGACGAGGACAAAUUCACGACCGAUGACAGCUUGGGAGUGGCUGAGUUUAAUGUCACUGACAUCUAUGAUGCCGCAAAGCUGGACCUGAAGCAUGCCUCCGAUGGAACAAAAGUCAAAACUAUAUACCCGGUAGGCACAAAUUACCUUGGCGGUGAGAGCCACGUCACGUGGAAGAAUGGCAAGGUCGUCCAAGACUUGAUUCUGAAAUUGAAGAACGUUAACAGUGGCUCUGUCGUGCUGCAGCUGGAGUGGGUUCACGUCCCUGGCGUUACUCUGUAAGCUGUUCCUGAUUGAAUGUUAUUGCUACCUGGUUUCUUGAAACUACAGCUAUUGUUGGUACAUGUUCCCGGUGUCACCUUUGUAAACAGUGUGUGGAUAUUUGGUUUGCAUUGUAUGAGGUGUGUGUGUGUGUGUUGUUUGUUUUUAGUGUGAUGUGUGCACUGUAUUUGUACUACAUCCUAGUGUGGUUGUGAAUUUGUGUUUGAAGGUGAAUAAACAAGAAACUGCACCCUUUGUGUCA